GCAACAUGACGGCGUACGCAGAGUCUGUAUGGUACCCGGAGAGAGGGUUGAAAAAUGGACAAGACAUGCAGUGGGGAGGGGGAAGCCUGUUCGUGUCGGGGAGAGAGAGGAUGAGGAAACUGAAAGGCGGCCACCGGCUCCUGUCCUACCGACACACCGUCCCCACCAUCGACCUGUCGACGUGGAUCCAGGAAAAUACCAACCAGGAGGAUUACGUCAUCUUCAAGUUAGACGUGGAAGGCGCAGAGUACGACAUUCUCAAAAAAAUGUUGAUGGACGGAACGUUCAAAUGGGUGGACAAGUAUUACGGCGAGUUCCACCUGAAUCAAGCCGUCAAGAAGUGGGGUAAAGAAAAGAAGAAGAGCUUAAUGAACCGGUUUACGAGGAAGGGCAUUUCUCCUUCGCAGUCCAUACUGUCCUGGUCAGCGGAACUGAGACACUACGAAGAUUUUGAAGCAUUACAUCCACCAAGCCGAGUCCCAAAGGACACUCCCGGUGUCCCAGGCGGUGUGUACCCUAACUGCUCGGCCUCGGCGUCUCCGAACGGAACUCUCCCGCUGACGCUGGCUGUUCAGGUCGGUAUGAACGCCAAAGCCGCCCGGAAACUUGUGGAGACGAUGGCCGCACAUCCGGCCAAGGUCCCUCUGUCGCUGUUUGUUUACGGGGACUUCGUGGAGCUGUUCCCGGGUCUCGUGCGGCGCUGGGCGAGGAACUUUACAAUCGGGAUGCGAGAGAACCAGCCCUUUCCGCCAGGGCACUUCAUGCUCCAGACGUACAAGUGGAUCCGCUACAGCCUGGUGAGCGCCAUGGAGCGUCACCGCGACGCCGGCCUGCAGCCCGCCUUCUACCUGCCCGACAAUCUGACGGACCCCAUCGUAACUGCGGCCAAGAACCGAGGUCUGCGACUGGUCCAACCGACCGCCCGUUUCCCGCCAACUGAAGGCACCCUGCUGACACAAGAGAACUACUACAACUAUCGUGACGUGGAGCGUGUGCCCAAAGCUGAGCGGGUGCUGAGAGAACAGCUGGGAGAGACAGGCGGGAUCUUAAGUCUGGACUCCGACCAUCCCGACAGCCACAUGAUCUCUGUGUUCCUCCUGGACUAUCUGGUGCAGAGGUCUAACUUCGAGAUCGUCAGCAUACAUAAAUGUCUUUCUGACUGAUGUAAUGAAUAUAUGUUUCUACUAGAAAGGUAACAUUUGCAAAGCAAAUGCGCAAUGUUUACCUUCGCAUAUGGUCUGCUCUGUUAAUU
Molecule: messenger RNA, 1252 nt
Organism: Branchiostoma belcheri (Belcher's lancelet)
Lineage: Eukaryota; Metazoa; Chordata; Leptocardii; Amphioxiformes; Branchiostomatidae
Exons: 5
Coding region: 6-1163 (385 amino acids)
Source: RefSeq, a predicted model, not a curated record